AUGCCAAUCCAGGAAGGGAGAGCAAGAGCUUGCGAGCUGAAUGUUGUUGCAGAUGAGAGGACUCUAGCUCAUGAAUAUGAAACCAAUGGCAAGUUGAGCGGAGGUUCUGAUGGAAAUAAGUAUGAGAAUGGCCUGACAAGUAUAGUGAAAGAGGAAGUCGAUUAUCCUUCGAUUGAACCAGCUGGAGCGCAGGGUGAAGACAAUACGAACGAACAGCGGACGAGCCCAGAAAGGGCUGGUGCUUACACUCAAGGGAAAGAUCUAUGUGCGAAUGCAUCUGGAAGAUCUUUAGAGGACUUAGCAGAACGCGCAGUUGGUGUUGCUGAUCAAGAGACCGAUAUGGACUGCGACGAUGAAGGCUAUACAGACCUCGAUAUUGCUUCUAAAGAGGAGGAUGUUCAUUUGCCUCCGUCUAGUGGGACUCGAAGAGGUCGUCGGGUUCAAAGAACUACUUUGGUACCAGAUGAGACUGAUGCUGAUGGCAUGGAUUGGGAAGGUGAAAACGAAGUGAGUAGGAUUCCAGAUAAUGCUCCAGGAGAUGCCGGGGUGAACCUGAUGGAGCCUCUAGCAGCUGGAAUUUAUAUGCUGGAAGCCAUACGGGAAAAACGACAACACAGGGGAAGAGUCGAAUAUUUAGUCAAAUGGCUCGGAUACCCCGAGAGGGAAAACACAUGGGAGCCUUACGAGAAUAUUGCUCAUUGUGGUGAUCAUUUGGAAGACUUUGAGGAGAGUUGCAAAUCAAGACGCAAAAAGAGGAAAGGAUCCUACAAAUACCAGCGAAAGAAGAAAAAAGUCAGCAGAUCGAGACCAAAAGCAGAUGAUUUUGACGAAAUCGCAGAUGAAGAUAGAGGAGAAGAUGAUGAUUCAGGACAAGGUAAUCUGCACUCCGACCAAAACGAUCACCAUUUGGAAACCGCAGAUUCAGUAAGAUAUCAACCAGAUGAGGCCGAGCAAGCCAAUAUGGAAAUCUGCACUCAAGAUAAUAUUUCUGGAGGUAUUGGAGCUGCAACUGGAGCUUCAGAUCCGAUGUAA
Messenger RNA from Marchantia polymorpha subsp. ruderalis, 1032 nucleotides. The record is from the annotation of a GenBank genome assembly. Lineage: Eukaryota; Viridiplantae; Streptophyta; Marchantiopsida; Marchantiales; Marchantiaceae.